Culex quinquefasciatus (southern house mosquito) is the source of this 3996-nucleotide messenger RNA. RefSeq lists its product as uncharacterized. Gene Ontology annotation, molecular function: small GTPase binding; actin filament binding. Lineage: Eukaryota; Metazoa; Arthropoda; Insecta; Diptera; Culicidae. Gene Ontology annotation, cellular component: cytosol. The coding region runs from base 1171 to 3696 and encodes 841 amino acids. The record is from RefSeq and is a predicted model, not a curated record. The transcript is spliced from 6 exons. Gene Ontology annotation, biological process: regulation of cell shape; cortical actin cytoskeleton organization; cell migration.
GGAAGCACGCACCUUUGCUGCUUGCCACUCAAAGAAAGUUCUCUCGCAACGUGUUGCUCUGCGCUCUCUCGCGCAUGCUGCUUUCUCCCGCGUUGUUGUCACUCAAACUGUUGCUGCAAUCGACGGCGCGGUGUUGACGACGCGCUCUGUUUUCAGUCCGCGGCCGAAUCGCGUAACGGAACGUUGUUUCUCGUCUGUGGAGUUGGAGUUUGAAGUCGGAGUUGUAGAAGCUUCAGGUGAAUUGCGUGGAGUAGCAGGUUGUUGCUGAAAAAGCGGGUUGCGAAUUUUUGUGUGGACGUGUUGAUCAAGUGUUGAUGCAGAUAUCUGGUUCAAGGUUUCCCAUAGUAGUAAAUCGGUGACCACUAAACAGUGUACAAAACGAUGCGCGUUUUGUGACGGUUCGAUGCACUUGGGGUUCGCGCGGUAAAUCACGACGACGGAUGAUCAUGAAGAUUGAUGAGUUGCUGCGGCGUUGAGCGAAGAUCCGUAGAGUGGUGGUUUCAGUGUGGUCAUACGGCACCGUAAUUGAAUUAAGAAAAAAAGAGGAGCGUUUUCAUAAAUUCCAGCCGUGCUUAUUAGUGCAAGGAAAACGGAUUUUUCGUGCCCGUCAGAGCCACCUUUCGACGGAGAGGGAAGCGGCGUUUGAAGUGGUGAUCUUGAAGACGAGAGAUCCAGAGGUGGAUAUCAUUUGAAGUGCUCGCGCAUAGACACCACAUGGUCCCCUUUCCCAAGUGGAAGACCCAGAAAACGGCGGAUCGGUGGUCGCUCGAGAAGGUGUUUCUAUGUCGACUCUCCCGCGAUCUUCGGGAGUACAUAGCACCUUGCCAGCAGCAGUAACAACAACAACAGUUAAUUCAUAAAGUGGAAGAUUAUUAGUUUUACUUAUGUACACGAUCGUGCUCGGAUGGUCCAUAAAAGAAUCGUGAAGAAAUAGCCAAGAGUGGUGAAGACAAGAAGAAAUUCGAAAAAAAAGAGUUCGUUACAACUCCCGACCGAGUCGUAAACAAGUUUAUUAAAACUAAAUUAUUUAUUCGGAAAGCAAAGCAUUUCCCAACCCCGCGUUGGGACUGAUCGGACUACACACUGGCUGCCACUACCAUCCACCGGACCUCGAUCAUUUCGGCGACAGUGGAUCGUCACUCAAGUGACAUAUCAUACUGCUCGUACCAGAUGGCACCCAGUGCCGGGAAAAGCCCUCCCGGGGGGACACAGAUUGGACCGCCCGACGUGAACGAGAUGACCCUCGGCUGGAACUCGAACAUAAAGCAAGAAAACCAGCGCCCGCCCGUCUUCAACCCGGAGGACUACGUCAUUUCGUUGAAAAAGUACGGCCGCCGGGGUACCAACGGUAACUUCAAAUCCAUCUACGACACCUCCCCGGGCGAUGAGGGGGCGACGGCCAAGGGGGACAAACAGCAGCAACUGCACCAUCAGCAGCAGCACCUCAUGGACACCGCCAGCCGGUCGCACACGUUGCCCCACAAGAACUCAGAGUAUCGCUCCCCCAUCCAGGCACCCCCGGAAAUGGACUGCGAGAUGUCCCUGCGUCAGUUUGGCUCGGUGACCGAUUUACUCACGAAGCUGAGGGCCGAUCUGCGGGCAUCGUUUCCUAGCUUCGUCCAAGAGUUCGUCUCCAGCCCGCUGGAUGGCGUCAGCCUGCUGCUCGAGGUUCUGCGCUCGGUACAGCUGAGCCAGAGCAUGCCGAUGAACGGAACCACCACGAUGCCGGCGCCCGGAGCGAUGCCGCGGCCAAACCAGUCCUACCAGCGGCGGGCCCUGCUGGACGAGCUGGCGUGCUUACAAUGCCUAAGCAUCUGCUGCACGAGAAGUCCCGAGGCUGGUGCCCGGCUGGGCACGACUCCGAUUGGGUUGCUUCCGUUGGCGGCCGCUGCCACGGGCACGGGGAUCCGUUCGCGAGUGGUCGCGCUGCAGCUGCUGACGAUCGCGUGCGACAAAUCUGCGCUGGGGGAUGGGACGCAGCGCAGUCAACAGCAAGGUCAUACGGCGGUUUCGGAAGCGUUGUCGACGCUGCGGUUGAGAUGUGCCGAACCGGUGCGGUUCCGACUGCUGGUCGGGAUGUUGAACAGCGGGGGUGGUUCUGGGGAGCUGCAGGCGGUUGGGAUGAAGUUCAUCAACACGUUCUUGGAGAGCGCCGAGAGCGUACAGGUUCGGUUGUAUCUGCAGGCGGAACUGUUUCAAGCCGGGUUGGAUCCGGCUCAGAUGUGCAAAAUAAUUUCGUCUACUUCCCCCUGGUUGGAGCGACUUCGCAUCGAGGUCAAGCGAUGGGACGCCAUCCGGAUAGAUAUUGAGCAGCUGCAGAACCAGGCGCGAUCUGCCGAGCAGGUUCGCAGUCGGCUGGUGAUCCUCGAGCGUCGAGUACAAAUCUUGCACGAAGAAAAGACGGUGUUGACCACGAUGGAGAGAAGAUUGCAGGAACGGUGUGCCGAGCUGCAGCGUGAAGUUCUGAGACUCAAGGGCAAUCACAGCAUGGACGGUUCUAACAGCAACAGUCUGGAGAAGAGACCAGUGGCACUGCCAAGACAGGUUCCACCUCAAGCCAAACGGAACACUUCCGAGAACGAUGACGAAGGUAUCAGCAGCUCGGAAACCGGACAGUCCUCCACUCCGGAACCUCCACGAGUGUUCCCAGCCAAGGAAGGAUCUUCUUCAAACUCCCACAAGUUCAGCAUCUCUCUGAACCAGGACAACGCCGGAACGUCACACGAACUGAACAACAACGAUGACGACACGAACGCCACCAUCGAGGACGUCAUCGAAGAGCUGCAGAACAUCGUCAACGACGCGGAGCGCGAAAUCUCCGACCAAAACGAAGUCCUCUACCAUCAAGACCUCCCCGAGAAGACGCUCUACAGCCUGGAAAUCAACACCGAGAACGAAAUCGUACCUGUCAACCUGCUACCUCAUCCACCCCGCAAGUCCCGCUCGCUGGCCCACCUCAUCUCAACGCCCUCGGACGGUGACGGCUCCGGCUACGAUCUGCUCCUCGUCAACGGAGACAGCAAGCUGGACUUUUUCGAAGACGGUCAACCGGACAAGCUCCCCAAAAAGCCAACCUACCCGGACAGCGCCUUCUACGCCCCCGAAGAGCCACCCCACGAAUCAACCCGUCCCGACGUGGUCCACACGGCCACAGAAUCCGCGGCGAUGCACCGAAGUCGCGCCACCACCGCCGCCUCAAAAGACUCCAACCGAGCCAUCCUGAACGUCAUCAUGGACGCCCGCGACAAGGAAUCCCGCAUGAUGCGAGCCCAAUCGCUCGAACGCGAAGUCCCCGUCCCCGGACCACCCCCACCCCAGCAGUUCAACGGCGUCUUUUUCAUGACCGACAUGAACAGCGCCGGCAAGUACCCCAAACCGGACAUCACCGCCGCCCUCGAGGCGAAAAAGGUCACCAAGAACCUCGACCGCAUGGGCGCGUACGGCGUAGACUCGAUGAUCGACAUCGUAACCACCAACGAGCAGCGAAUCAACGGCAAGACCACCGCCUUCCAGAAGGCACGGCCCACCACGACAAACGCCGCCGCCGGCACCGGAAACAUCAACUUCAAGCUGCGCUCGUCCAACGGCACCCAAUUGCACUACCCAGGCAACGGACAGCUGCUGCGGGAAAAUAGCCGAAGCCAGACGAACCUCGGUGGCUCGAAAGUGACCGAUCUGCCUUCGGGGUUGUACUAAGAGAUAAGAAAACAAGCGAUAUUUUUAAAAACUUCUGUGCAAUAUUUAUUCUUUUACCUUGUAGAUUCUAAAACGCGUACUUUUAAGACACCUUUCCUUUGAAUCAACUCAUUCGGUUUGUAAAAAGUUUGCUAAAUAUUCGAUAUUCGACGGUGAUGGUACUCUCUCCUUCUCCCCCUGUGCACACGGUCUGUGUCUUUGUUUCAGUUUUUUUUUCGAGAUUUUCGAUUAGGGACAUAAUUUCAGUUAGAAGACGAAACAUGAAGGUGUGACGUUCACGGCGAUUCAAGAUUUACAAAA